AUGCUUAAGCAGUGUUCUGGCAUCCUGUAUAUUUGCAAGCAUAUUCCAGAUGUGGAGGCUCGCUGGCCGGCAGCUCGCAUUCGGAGACUGAGCUCCGCAGCCGCGCUCCUAACCGUCAACACGCUUUGCCAGGGCGUGUGCGUCUUCCCGCAGGAGCUGGUACCCAGAUUCCAGAUCCUGCCUCCGGAGACAGGCGGGAGACCGUCGGGGACACCAUCCCGGGCACCACAGAAGCCGAGGUCCCCCGAAGCGUUCGUCUGUCAACAGAGGCUUCGGGGCCCCGGGAUCCUUCAAACGCCCCGCCAGCCCGGGGCCAAUCACAGCGCAGCUUCUUUCUGUGGUCGCAACCAAUCAGCGGCCGCUAUCUAUGGGCGCCAAAGAGAGGUCAUCGAAGCUGCGGACCGGUCCAUUUUUCUUGAAGGCAAGAAGACUCCCCUCGACUUCCCAGCACGCCCCUUAGCCAUAAAAGGCACCCGAGACGGCCAUUACGUGGCCGUGUACUUCUCCCCGGAGGAGUGGGGGUGUCUGCGGCCCGCGCAGAGGGCCCUGUACCGGGACGUGAUGCGGGAGACCUACGGCCACCUGGGCGCGCUCGGAGUCGGAGGCACCAAGCCAGCGCUCAUCUCCUGGGUGGAGGAGGAGGCCGAGGUCUGGGGCCCGGACGCCCAGGAUCCGGUGGCGGCGAAGUGUCCGACAGAAGUAGACUCAGCAGAUUCCAGAAACAAGGAAGAGAAAAGACAAAGGGAAAGGACUGGAGCACUGGGGAAGACUCUUUCUGUGGCUGCUCAGCUUCCUGGGCUGGUGGCUCCCCAGCGCCCCUCUGCUGGACUUCCUUAUGGUCUGGAGCAGCCAUCCAAGGCACCUCGCCGGGGCCGCCCCCCUCUCUGUGCCCACCCCCCUGUCCCACGAGCAGACCAGCGUCAUGGCUGCUAUGUGUGUGGAAAGAGCUUUGCCUGGCGUUCUACGCUGGUGGAGCACGUCUAUACUCACACGGGUGAGAAGCCCUUCCGUUGCCCUGACUGUGGCAAGGGCUUCAGCCAGGCUUCCUCCCUGAGCAAGCACCGGGCCAUCCACCGAGGGGAGCGGCCCCAUCGCUGUCCUGAUUGUGGUCGGGCCUUCACCCAACGCUCCGCCCUUACCACCCACUUGCGGGUCCAUACGGGAGAGAAGCCCUACCGCUGUGCCGACUGCGGACGCUGCUUCAGCCAGAGCUCAGCCCUCUAUCAGCACCAGCGGGUCCACAGUGGGGAGACCCCCUUCCCCUGUCCGGACUGUGGUCGCGCCUUUGCCCAUGCCUCAGACCUUCGGCGCCACCUGCGCACCCACACCGGCGAGAAGCCCUACCCAUGUCCAGACUGUGGGCGCUGUUUCCGCCAGAGCUCUGAGAUGGCCGCUCACAGACGCACUCACAGUGGCGCGCCCUACCCCUGUCCUCAGUGUGGCAGGUGCUUUGGCCAGAAGUCAGCCAUGGCCAAGCACCAGUGGGUCCAUCGGCCAGGGGCUAGAGGGCGCAGGGGCCGAGGUGCCAGUGGGCUGUCUGUCCCCCUGGCUCCUGGCCGAGGGGACCUGGACCCACCUGUGGGCUUCCAGCUCUACCCAGAGAUAUUUCAGGAGUGUGGGUGACAGGCCUCAGAAGUGACAAGGCAAAGAGUGAAGAUCUAGAUAUUGCCUGAGACACAAAAUGGGCUCUCAGGAGCCUGAAUCUCUGGUGGCCUGCAGGGAGGUCCCAGGAUUUCCGGCAAGAGCUGGGCCUGGGAGAUGAGGAUAGUCUUAUCUUAUACCUUUGCUCCCUAUUGCCCCAGACUUUAGAAGGUCCCCUUUGUUGAGGCAGGGCUGAGGUAAGAACUCCCACUAGACCUUCAUUUGGGGAAGCAAAGGCCGCUUCUCAGCUCAAAAGUGUUAAGAGGAUUGAACUAGAGGAGAACCUCAUCUUACCCAUCAGCCUUUAAUUGCAGAAGUUAAAAACCAAUGACUGUGCUGAACCUGGCUUGCAGCUGCUUUAUUUAUGUAUUUAUUUUGGCCCAGGCAGCAUUUUUAAGUGGUAUGAAUUAGUGGCCAAAAUUUAAAAGCUGGAGUAUUUUGCACAAAAAUCCAGGUUUCUGGCUUCUCUUGAAAAACCCAAAGACUUGGCAGUUAACCUAAACUCUCACAAAAUCACGGUUGAUGGGAGCUGAGCAGCAGCUGCCCCACGGUGUAGCUGAGCUCUCUGUUCAUCACGGCCCUGCUGCUCCUUGUCAGCUCCAGGCAUCACUUGCCAUCAGCAUGGCCUGCUCUUAGUGUUUUUGGUAUUUUUCUUAAAGUAGAGCAAAGAAGAAAGUGAAGUGUUUCUUGAACCCAUGUCUUUGUUAAAGCGGGCCUUCUCCAUCUGGCAUUUUCCACUCAUUUAUUUGACCUGCUGGGCACAUGUAGUCAUUUGAGCUUGCAAACUGGUCUAUAGCAUUCAGGUUUCCCGGAAUCAAAGGAUGGUAAGAGAGAAGAAAAAGCAGACUUUAUUUUAGGUGCUUGUAUUGCAUUUUAUGGUUUACUAAGUACUGUCUCAUCCAUCAACUCAUUCGCCCUCAUAACUGCGUGGGGAAAGAAGCAACUUGCUGGAGGAGGAUAUCCCAGGCAGGAAGAGGCAUCAGGACUGAGUCUUCGUCCCAAACCAAGCGGCAUGUCUGCUGUGCCACAGUCCCACUCUCAGCUGACCGGCAGUUCCUGUUUUUGAAGGGGAAGGUCCUGAGAGCUCCCUCCAGUCUGCCUUAAGCCUACCUGAGAGAACCUCACAGCUCAGGUCUCCUUAGCUACCCUCAACCCAGCCAGGAGGGCUUCAUCACAUUUUUGAACUGGAAGAGCUCUUAGCUUUCUCAGUCUUGCUGUUGUCAUAAACGAGGGAAGGCUAAGUGACCUAUUCAAGGUCACACACACACACAGUGACCACAGGGUUAUUGGCUUAUUGUUGCCUUUACCCCAUCACUCCUGAGUUCCCUGUCAGUAUCUCAGCCAGGGUUCUGGAGGCAUCUGCCCACUCCCCAUUGUAACACCCAGGUACUGACCUGGACUAAGUUGGACUAGCCAGCAUCAGCAAAGCUCACGUACCAGAUGAGUCUGACAAAACAGCUACAUGACAGAUCAUGACAAUGAGAAACCAGCCUGAGAUGGGUCCCAUGACAGACAAAAGCAAGGCUUGCAUCUUUGCUAUUUCUAGGUACCCAGUGUCAUGACCAGAAGACGACUAGGCCAGGAACAUUUGGGGUUUGACUUGUAGCCAGAGAGGGCCAUACCCAACUGUAUCCCCAAGCUCUGCACAGAAGCCCGCCCUAUCACCUGUGACUCCAUUAUCCUGCCACUGGGCAGGGCAACCCUUCACCUCAGAGAGGAGUCACUAGGGCCCACGUCCUCUGCCGGUCUAUGUGCCCUCGCCUUAUUCGUCCAUUUCAGCCCUUUGGCCUACCUAGGGAGGAGGAAAAACAGAUCUGUAAAAAUGGAAAGGUAGAAAAGUUGGAGAAAAGACACUGUUCAGUUGAAGUAAUGAACUGACUUGAUUUCAACCUAAUCGUCAAAUCUAACACCUCCCUAUGCUAAGCUUUUCUGGGGAGAAUUGAUUCAUGUGCCACUUUAUCACAAGGGGGCCAGGGGUGAGAAGAGGAGUUACCUUGGUACCAGCUUUUCGUUCCCAGUGUACAAUACCCUCCCUGCCCUUCUCCCUCAGCACUGUCUGGGGAAAGCCCAGACUCAAAGCAAGGUCUUGGCCCUCAGCUUGCCAAUUAAAGGUGCCAUAAUGACUA
Messenger RNA from Carlito syrichta (Philippine tarsier), 3767 nucleotides. RefSeq names its product zinc finger protein 764 (gene ZNF764). NCBI's taxonomy places the organism in Eukaryota, Metazoa, Chordata, Mammalia, Primates, Tarsiidae. Gene Ontology annotation, molecular function: RNA polymerase II cis-regulatory region sequence-specific DNA binding; DNA-binding transcription factor activity. The record is from RefSeq and is a predicted model, not a curated record. Gene Ontology annotation, biological process: regulation of transcription by RNA polymerase II.